AGUGAAUGAGAAAUAGCAAGCAUGAGCAUCACACGGUUGCAGCUUCUCCACCCAUUACUACCCAUUAGACCGCCUUCCAAACUCACACACUCACCCUUUUAUGCCCCCAAAUUCUUGACCUCCACUCUCACCGCUCAUUGCUUUAGUACCUCGCCCACACAAUCCCAAGAGAGGCGUGAUGGGUCAAUUGUCGGCGAUCUUCUUGAUUAUCUCAAUGAGUCUUGGACUCACUUUCAUGCCACUGCGGAAGCGAAAAGGCAACUUAUUGAUGCUGGAUUUCAUUUGCUUAAUGAAAAUGAUGAAUGGGAUCUAAAGCCUGGUGGGCGUUACUUCUUUACAAGAAAUAUGUCUUGCUUGGUUGCUUUUGCUAUUGGGGAGAAGUAUACUGUUGGGAAUGGUUUUCAUGUGAUAGCUGCUCACACAGACAGCCCUUGCUUGAAACUCAAGCCAAAAUCUGCGUCAUCCAAAUCAAAUUGUCUUAUGGUCAAUGUGCAGACUUAUGGAGGUGGCUUAUGGCAUACUUGGUUUGAUAGAGACUUGAGUGUUGCAGGAAGGGUAAUAGUGAAAGGUACUGAUGGUUCUUUUAUUCAAAAGCUUGUCAAAGUAGAAAGACCUUUAUUACGAGUGCCAACACUUGCCAUUCAUCUUGACCGUACAGUAAACACAGAUGGGUUCAAACCAAAUCUAGAGACUCAUCUUGUUCCACUAUUUGCAAUAAAACCUGAGGAAACGUCUCAAGAGUCAAAAGAUGAAAAUACUGUACUUCAGUCAAAAUCUGUUCACCAUCCUCUGCUAAUGCAGAUUCUAGCUGAAGAGCUGAGCUGCAGAACUGAUGACAUUGUAAGCAUUGAGUUAAAUAUUUGUGAUACUCAAGCUAGCUGCCUUGGUGGUGGAAACAAUGAAUUUAUUUAUUCCGGUAGAUUAGACAAUCUUGCUUCAAGCUUCUGUGCAUUACGAGCUCUUAUUGAUUCAUGCAAAGUGUCCAGUGAUCUUUCAAAUGAACCUGCAAUGCGGAUGGUUGCUUUAUUUGAUAAUGAAGAGGUUGGUUCAAGUUCAGUACAGGGAGCUGGUGCUCCAACCAUGUUUCAGGCCAUGAGACGAAUAGUUGGAUGCUUAACUCAUAAUAAAGUUGGUGAAGGUGCCGUUGAGCGUACCAUUCGUCAAUCUUUUCUUGUGUCCGCAGACAUGGCUCAUGGAGUUCACCCAAAUUUUAUGGACAAGCAUGAGGAACACCAUAGGCCAGAAAUGCAAAAGGGACUUGUUAUCAAACAUAACGCAAACCAGCGAUAUGCUACAAAUGGGAUCACAGCUUUUCUCUUUAAAGAAGUUGGCAACAUCCUCAAGCUUCCAACCCAGGAAUUUGUUGUAAGAAAUGAUAUGGGAUGCGGGUCUACAAUUGGUCCUAUACUUGCAUCUGGAGUUGGCAUCCGUACUGUUGACUGCGGCAUUCCUCAGCUUUCCAUGCACAGUGUAAGAGAAGUAUGUGCAAAGGAUGAUAUAGAUACUGCUUACAAGCAUUUCAAGGCAUUCUUCCAAUACUUUUCAAGCAUUGACAAGAAGCUACAAGUGGAUUAAGAACUUCUGAUAUUUUUAAUAUCCUCUGGAUUAUGUAUAGAUUCAAUUGUUUUUUUUUUUUUCAAUUGUUGGCAUGCAUAACCUUGAUCACAUAAAAAGAAAGAUAUGUGAAGAUAAUUUGCUGAAAGGAAGGAAAAAAAGUAAUACUUUAUUUA
Messenger RNA from Mercurialis annua (annual mercury), 1730 nucleotides. Its product is annotated as probable aspartyl aminopeptidase. The record is from RefSeq and is a predicted model, not a curated record. Gene Ontology annotation, molecular function: aminopeptidase activity; zinc ion binding. The transcript is spliced from 10 exons. Gene Ontology annotation, biological process: proteolysis. The coding region runs from base 22 to 1575 and encodes 517 amino acids. Lineage: Eukaryota; Viridiplantae; Streptophyta; Magnoliopsida; Malpighiales; Euphorbiaceae.